This is a messenger RNA of Rosa chinensis, 1619 nucleotides long. Its product is annotated as FBD-associated F-box protein At4g10400. The coding region runs from base 107 to 1480 and encodes 457 amino acids. Gene Ontology annotation, molecular function: protein binding. The transcript has 4 exons. The record is from RefSeq and is a predicted model, not a curated record. Lineage: Eukaryota; Viridiplantae; Streptophyta; Magnoliopsida; Rosales; Rosaceae.
UGUUUAGUACUGUUUUCAGUUAUUGACUCAUUCUCACCCUUCUCUUUGAAGCCGACCCAUUUCCCUUCUUCUUCCUCUGGUUCUCAGCCCCGCAUAUCAGAAACAUAUGACUAUGCAAAUGGGUUCGAAGUCCAACUCGAAGCCCGGUCAAGAUAGGAUCAGUGGCUUACCCGAUGAGAUUCUUUGCCACAUUCUUUCCUUCACUUCCACAGUUGAUGCUGUGAAGGCCAGCGUUUUGUCUCGUAGAUGGGAGAAUAUGUGGCUGCGUGUUCCCACUUUGUACUUAAGUGAUGAUGACUUUCGCAGUGAUGAAAGAGAAUUCGACCCAGAGCGUUUUGUGGCCUUUGUGGACCGUGCACUUUUCCUCCGUGGCUCCUCAAGCAUUCAUAGAAUCUCUAUUAGAUGUAGUGAUACGGAGAAUUAUCCUCAUCUUGAUGAGUGGAUUUGCACUGCAAUUAGGGGUAAUGUUGUCGAACUUGAACUUGAUCUUCAUGAGUCUGAUUUUCAAUAUGAGCCUCUUGAGUUGCCUAGAAGCCUUUUCAUGUCCAGGAGUUUGGUGGUUUUGAAGCUGACGCUGGAAGAGAAUUAUGUUGCAAUUCCUCCCAGCUCAGAUUGUUUUCCAUGUCUCAAGCUUCUUGAUGUUUCAGUCUUUUAUCCUGAUCCUGCCACAAUGGAGAGUCUCUUUACUUGUGGUCCUGUACUUGAACACUUGAUCAUAGAGGGAUAUCUUGGUGAGGACCAAUAUUUGAAUUUCAACAUCUUUGCACCUAAACUAAAAAGACUGGAACUGAGAUUUGAUCCAUGUGAUGAAGUUGAUUCUGUGUCCAACAUUUUGUUUAAUGUCAACGCUCCUAAGCUUGAAAGGUUAGAUCUGAAUGAGAACUUUUUGGCGAGCUAUUGUCUGAGUGAAAAUGCCCUAAGUGAAGCCAACAUUAGUUUCAGUGACCUGCAUUCGGACAUUCAAUUCAUCACUGGUUCUGUUGACCAUAUACAAAGGCUUUUUGAAGGGAUUGUCAAUGUCAAACAUCUGUCACUUCAAGCUCCAUUUUUAGGGGAUCCGGACACUGAAAGUCGUUGUAAUCUGCCUAAACUAAAUAAUUUGAAGCAUUUGGAGCUACAACUGGAAAACUGCUGCUCUUGGCAAUUACUGACCAGAUUGCUCACUAUAUCGCCAAAUCUGGAAUAUCUUGUACUGGAAAUUAACAUACAAUGUUGUGAGUAUCCUAACGAGGAUGGCUGGUCUCCACCAAAGCUUGUGCCUAUUUGUUUGGUCUCAUGCCUUAAAAAUCUGUUCAUACGCGGAUUCAAGGGAAAGCCAGAUGAUAUAGAAGUUGCAAAGUACUUGUUGAAGCAUGGUGAAGUCUUGAAUAAUGUAACAAUUUAUUCUUAUGAUGUCCCUGCAGAAGACAUGUUGAAGGUAUCCCAAGAAAUAAAGGGUUCAAACACUUGUCAAGUCGAAUUUCCAAAGAUUGAUAUGUAGGUCUGUCCAAACAUUUAAGUGACUCAGCGGGUCCUGUUCUUGUCUAUAAAACCUGAAUUUAUCUGUAUUUGUGUUCUUGACUUUUUAUGUUCUCUUUUGGGCUUCUUUAAUAUUGGAGGACCAAGAUCAUUUAAUCUUA